AUGCAAAGAAAACGGAAAGAGACAUCCAACGACUACAUAUAUAGACAGGAUGAAUCCUCGAAAAAGUUCGCAUCAUCAGAUAUUCGACAAAAGUUUACAAACUUCAUGUUUGGACUGAGAAAAAUGUCCCGAUACAUGGUCGAGAAGACAACUAUAUAUGUAUUGGAAUGCGAGAAUGGCAAGUAUUAUAUUGGGAGUACCGUAAAUAUGAAGCGGCGGAUGCAACAACACUUUGAUAAUAGUCGAGGUGGGAGCGUAUGGACCAGGAAAUAUAAGCCCAUUCGGGUGGUCAAGGUUUACAAACGCAUUCCGUAUCGGUACAAGCUUGGGUUCGAAGCACAAGUGACCGCCGAACUCAUGUGGGAAAAGGGCAUCAAUAAUGUCCGAGGCGCCAUGUAUCUAUACUCUAGAGAGUAUAAUGCCAAGGAUAUUGACUCGUUGGUGAGUUUCAUUGGCCACUACAACGAUUUGAGCUACACCUACGUUCGGCAACAACUCUUUAAGGAACUAUCAGGACGAGGACGCCAAGUUGAUAAUGCUAAAACUAGAAGGAAGGAGCAACGGAAGCAUCUCCAAAUUGAAUACCAAAAGAAGACGGAAAACAAUAAUCACGAUGAUGAGAGAUAUGAAGCAUCGCAAUGUAAAGAUGACAAGAAUAGUGGACCCACCACAGAUACAGACGAUGAAGAUGAUACCGGUGAUGACCGGUACAAAGCAAUGGAUGCAUGGCUGAACAGGAAUAUUGAUGAAUGGUAA
Cylindrotheca closterium is the source of this 756-nucleotide messenger RNA. Lineage: Eukaryota; Bacillariophyta; Bacillariophyceae; Bacillariales; Bacillariaceae. The record is from the annotation of a GenBank genome assembly.